CUGUGAACCGUCAUCUAGGGCGAACGGAAGUGGGCGGAGCGUAUCCGAGGCUUUCGGUAGAACGCCCUUAUAAUAAUAGAUUUCGCACCCGUAGGCUCCUUCCUUAUUCCAAUCUAUUUCUUCCUAGACAUUGCUUGUUCCUCGUCAUGUCAAACCCUCCAUCACGGCUCCGAAACAUACUCGGGCACCUCGGACUGUCAGGGUCGGGACCCAAGGAUGGGGCAGAUGGCCUCCGCAGCCACAUCCACCAGCUCUCGCCCACCUUUUUCCUCGAGAGAGCCGCAGCCAUUGAGCCCGAAGCCGAGGCUAUCUACCACGUGACAGCCAACGGCAAGGUGCUGCGGCGGUCCUACCUUGAGUUCGCCGACCGGGCCCGCGGCCUGGCCUACUACCUUGUCAAGAACGGCUUCAAGCGGGUCGGCGUGCUGGCCCCCAACACGCCCGCGUUCCUGGAGUCCAUCUACGGGGUUGUCGCGUCGGGCGCCGUCAUCGUGCCUGUCAACUACAGGCUGAAGCCUGAGGACAUCGCCUACAUCUUCGACUUCGCCGAGGUCGACGCCGUCAUUGCUGAUUUCGAGUACGAGCACCUGCUGGAGCUGUACCGGAGGGACCACCCCAACACGCGGGUGAUCAAUGAUACGGAUACCGAUGUUACUCGGGGGGAGCUGAGCGGACCCUUUGAUGAGGUCAUCUUGGAAGGCUUGACGUAUGACCGGGAGCAGGGAGGCAAUGGCUGGGCUGGCCUCCACUCACAGGCCACUAAUGAGGACGACAUGAUUGCCAUCCCCUUCACCUCCGGGACUACUUCCCGUCCAAAGGGCGUGGUCUACACCCACAGAGGGGCGUAUCUCGCAGCCCUAGCAAACGUGGUGGAAUCAGGCAUGAACUACCACACCGGGCGAUGCAAAUAUCUCUGGACACUGCCCAUGUUCCACGCCAUGGGCUGGACCUUCCCGUGGUCCAUCUGCGCCGUCCGAGGCACAAACGUGUGCCUGCGCAAGAUCGAUUACCCGCUGAUCUGGCGGCUGCUCAAGGAGGAAGGGAUCACGCACUUCAACGCGGCGCCGACGGUCAACACGCUCCUCUGCGCGGCCAAGGAGGCAGAGCGCCUGCCGCGGCCGGUGCGCGUGACGGUUGCGGCGAGCCCGCCGACGGCGCACCUGUUCGAGCAGAUGAGCGGCCUGAACCUGCACCCGGUGCACGUCUACGGCCUGACCGAGACCUACGGCCCCAUCACAAAGGGCUACCACAUGCCCGCGUGGGAGGCCCUCCCGGCCCCGGAGAAAUACGCCCGCAUGGCACGCCAGGGCCACGGCUUCCUGACCAGCCUGCCCGCGCGCGUCGUCAAGGCCGAGCUGGCCGAGCAGGGCGUGCUCGUCGACGUCGCCAGGGACGGUAAGGAGGUCGGCGAGAUCGUCUUCGCGGGGAACAUCUGCUGCAAGGGGUACUACAAGGACCCCGAGGCGACGAGGAAGCUCUUCGCCGGCGGGUGGCUGCAUUCGGGAGACCUGGCGGUGAUGCAUCCCGAUGGGAGCUUGCAGAUCCAGGAUCGGGCAAAGGAUAUCAUCAUUUCUGGCGGAGAGAAUAUCUCCUCGGUCGCGCUGGAGAGCAUGCUGGUCGAACAUCCUGAUGUUCUCGAAGCCGGGGUGGUGGCGGUCCCCGACUCACAUUGGGGCGAGAGACCGAAGGCAUAUCUGACGGUGAAGGAGGGGAAGGUCCUGGACCCGGGUGCUGUGAUCGACUGGGCAAAAAACCAGAGUUCGAUUAGCAAGUUCAUGAUCCCACGGGAGGUCGAAAUCGUGAAGGAGCUGCCGAAGACCAGCACAGGGAAGAUCAAGAAGACCGUCUUGAGAGCGUGGGCAAAGCAAGGCCACAGCGAGUAGGUGGUUUGUGCACCACUGGAGAUGUAGGUAGGAUAAGCAGCCGCGUUGCGGGUGGAACUGGAUUCAAAACAUCUUGAUACCAGGCGAUGGUCUGCAACUCUGCAUUUGCUCGUCGCCACGACAUCCACGAUAUGGAUGAAAUGGAUAAUCAGUCGAUUACGCGAUAGGGCAGGUACGAAGUUACUACGCAGUUGUACUACCUUCAAAAAGCCAUCUUCUUCGCGUCCCGGGCAAGCCCAAGAGUGCAAUGAAAAAUAGCGUCGCGUCGCCUGGAGGCAGUGUAAUACCAGGGACACAGUGGAAGACGACCAUGGGCAAGCCCAGAGGGAAGUCCUCCCAGUGACAAAAAUAGGU
Phialemonium atrogriseum is the source of this 2237-nucleotide messenger RNA. RefSeq names its product AMP-binding domain protein. The record is from RefSeq and is a predicted model, not a curated record. Bases 147 to 1883 code for a protein of 578 amino acids. Lineage: Eukaryota; Fungi; Ascomycota; Sordariomycetes; Cephalothecales; Cephalothecaceae. The transcript has 3 exons.